GAAGGCGCCAUUUUUGACUCGUUUGAUGAGUUUCACCAUCGAAAGUGUGCUGUAAAACACUAUGUCAUAAACAAACUGGUAAUGGGCAGAGUUUAACAGAAACAUGCAAGGGGAAAGAAUCCUCAAAUCACUUCUAAACAGAGAGAUAGGCGGUCUUUAUGAGGAUACGAAGGUAAGUUGAUCAAACUUAGCUGUUUGCUAAAUUUAAGCUGCUGAGAAAUUAUGGUAGCUUAAUUGAGGACGCUUUGUAGCUCAGUUAGCGAAGGUACUUACGAUCUGUAUGGCUACUCACUUUCAAAAACGUUUCCUUGAAUAAAAAUUUAGUUCAUUUCAAAGCGAGCGUCUUGUUACACUCUAGCUUCAAUUGCAAGAAUCGCGCGCAUAGACUACAUUCAUGAGCAGGUCUUAGAAUGAGUGUCACUUGAAAGCGAACCUCAACCUAAUAGAUUACACUUAUUUUAGACGUCUUUUUUGCCAAAGCCUCUCAUUUUUCUUAACUCCAUAUUUAUAUGGGGUAGCCUUCACCCUUGAUAUGUUGUUUUUAAUACUGUUUGGUGGAACUUGCAAAAUUAUCUUGCUCUACUGCAAUGUCCGCUAAAGAACAAAAAUGGCUGCCAAGCAGGAGGCAAAGCCACAGCGGAAACUGUAUCAAAGUACGCCGUUUUUUGUACGAAGUUCCUAAGGUGUGCUAUAGAGACCUUGAAAAAUGUGAAAGCCAAGGGAAAUGACCUUAUUGAGGUCAAAGAUGCCUUGAAACUAGGUAAGAUGAAGCAUGUGAACAUCUUUAGUUGCUGUUUGGGAGUAAGGUCUUUUCUGAGUUCCUAAAAUAAGCUUAAUGCUUACUCUUAAAAUGGGACCAGCUUCAAAACCUUACUAAUGAAAUUCUACUUAUUUUUAGUGCUACAUUGUCAAUGUGGUAUUUCCAGCUCAAAUGACUAUCCAGUAAGACACCUAGAUAUUUUACAUGAUCCUUACACUCAAGGGAAGUAAGAGUGUGAUUACUAUUAUCAAACAUUAGAAUAAUGACCGAAUGGUCCAUCUUACGUUGGUGAGGACAAAAGAUAACAAAGUUUGUUUUUUUAGCAUGUAAUGUUAGCUUAUUUGCAUUGAGCCAGUCCGAGACUCUGACCAGUUCUUAAUUGACCAUUUUUUCAAGAGAUUUAAGAUUUUUGUCGGCAUACAACAAAUUUGUGUCAUCUGCAAAAAGGUAAAAUGAAAAUUUCGCUGAAGAAUAAAACUUUACAACCUACUAAUGGUCUAGGACUCCCAGGUACAUACAACACAUUUCACAGUGGAAGGAAAUAGCAUUUUCAACAUGGUCAGGGUGCAAGGAAAGUCAUUUUUACAGCUUGCCAUUCGGGCAAGCUGAAGCUAACAUUUACUAGCCCAAAUAUCAUUUCAACUAGCCCAAAAAAUGUUUUGAUGAGCAGACUGAUUUCACAGUUCUUCUGUAAUUUGAAUUCCUCAAAAAAAUUCACUUGCCCGUCGGGCAAGUUAAUAACAGAAUUCACUAGCCCGAUAGCAAAAUCCGCUAGCCCAGGGCUAUCGGACAGUACUUUCUUUGCACGCUGAUGGUGUAAGCAGGGCACAACAAAGUGCUAUCUGAUAAUCCAGAGCCAGUAAGGCUUAAAUAUGGUUCAAAUAUAAGUUGUCCGAUAAGCAAACCACAUUCGCUUUAAGUGUGAGAUUAAUAGAGGGCUAUAAAGUUACAUGUAACUUGCAAAUUGUUUUGUUCAUAUUUCAGUGGGGACAGUUCUCAACAACACUUUAUCACUCCAUCAUGGAAACUACCUGAAGUUUAUUCCUUCAGUAGAUCAGCUUGCUAAAACACUUUACCUUAUUGUUACUCAGCUCAUUGCCAAGGCACAGUUUGAAAGGGCUCUGGAUCAUGCUAAUGACCUAUAUAAAUUCAUCCAGCCUCUUAAGGCAUGGAAGAGCUAUGACAGUGAAAAGAUGGAGAAGGAAAUUGGAUCACUUUGUUUACGUUCAUCUGAUUUGUUACUUCAAGGAGCAGGGAAGCUUGAGGAAGCAAAAGUACCUCCAGGGGAAUGA
This is a messenger RNA of Porites lobata, 2052 nucleotides long. The record is from the annotation of a GenBank genome assembly. Lineage: Eukaryota; Metazoa; Cnidaria; Anthozoa; Scleractinia; Poritidae.